Linum trigynum is the source of this 588-nucleotide messenger RNA. The record is from the annotation of a GenBank genome assembly. Lineage: Eukaryota; Viridiplantae; Streptophyta; Magnoliopsida; Malpighiales; Linaceae.
AUGGCAGCCACAGCUGCAAUUCAAGCCUCCAUGGCUUCUCUUUCGAUAUCCUCGAGCUCCUUCUUCGGCUACCGCCUCUCGUUUCCGUGUACCUUCUCCCCUUUAACUGUUAAGUCGCCGGAGAAGCCAUGUCUCAUUGUUGUAAAGCUAAAACGAUGGGAGCGGAAGGAGUGCAAACCAAACAGCCUUCCAAUUUUGCACAAGAUGCAUGUCAAGGUGGGAGAUACGGUGAAAGUGAUUGCGGGAGACGAUAAAGGGAAAGUUGGAGAGAUUACAAAGAUCUUCAGGCACAACAGCACUGUGGUCGUCAAAGAUAUCAACUUAAAGACGAAGCAUAUGAAGAGCAGAGAACAGGAUGAACCUGGCCAAAUCAUUAAGAUUGAAGCACCCCUUCACAGCUCAAACGUAAUGCUGUACUCAAAAGACCAGAACGUGGCGAGCCGGGUGGGGCACAAAGUGCUGGAUGAUGGGACGCGAGUCCGGUACUUGAUCAAGACGGGUGAGAUCAUCGAUACUGCAGAGAACUGGAAGAAACUGAAGGAAGCGAGCCAGAAGGGCGAGGCAGUUGAAGCAGCUGCUGCAGCUUGA